CAUUUUGAUUGCGCUUGUGCCCAAACUUGCGCAUAACUUUUUCAAUAACAAAAUCUGCGCGCAUGGUGAUAUCAGAUAACACAGCAUUGAGCGUAAUUUUAAAUCCAUCUAAUUCAUCGCGAGUAAUUGUUUGAAAAUAAUUAUGUUAUUUAUUCGGUAGCACUUGCAACUUAUUUCUGUGUAAACGAUGAAAGUAUCUUAGCGAACGCCGGAAAGAUGGCUCAGUCCGAGGAGAAACACAGCGGAUUUUCAUCCUGGUUAUCAGGCAAAUUAGAUCAGUUGAAGAUCGACGAGAAUAUAUACCUGAACUACAUAAUUUCCAUUCUAGAAGGCGAUGAAAGUCGCGACGAAAAACUAGACAUCUUGACAUCUAUUCUGGUUGAUACCGGAUCAUCGGAAGAGUUUAUAUGCAGCUGUUGUAACGAAAUCCUCGAUAAUUGGCAAACAUCUCUGAGCAGUGCUUCCGAAGAAAAGAAAACCGAAAAAGUAGUCGAGAACGUUGAUCAAAAAUUGGCCAGACUUUUAGAAUCAAAUGUGCGUUUAGGGGAAACAACUCACGCUUGUACUUACACUGACGAACAGCUUAAAAUUAGGGAAGCUAUUUUAUCGCAGUAUGGCCACGGCGAUGAGCUAGAAGACGACUAUGAAGACGAUGAAAAAGACGAUGAUCUCGAAAAAAAUACCAAUGCAUCUGCUAUACAUCAAGCUGAGAAAGAGAAACGUGAGAAAGCUAAACUCGAAAACCAAAAGAAGAAAGAACGGGAUAAAUUAGAGAGAGAGAAACAAAAAUCUACCCUGCAGGAGAAAAAAGAAGCUAGACGAAAGCGUGCUCAAAAGGUUGAACAUCAUCGAAAAUGAAUUUUUAUUGAUGAAAUUACUACCUAUAUUAGCAUCUUUGCAAGAUUUUUUACCAGAAUCAAUAACUAUUAUCGUGUUUUUAAAUUAUUUCUUCUAUUAUGUAAUUUCUUGUACAUUUGAUCUUACUAAAAUUAAAUGCAGUAUACGUUAAGAAA
Messenger RNA from Planococcus citri (citrus mealybug), 1013 nucleotides. Its product is annotated as coiled-coil domain-containing protein 43. NCBI's taxonomy places the organism in Eukaryota, Metazoa, Arthropoda, Insecta, Hemiptera, Pseudococcidae. The coding region runs from base 217 to 858 and encodes 213 amino acids. The transcript is spliced from 5 exons. The record is from RefSeq and is a predicted model, not a curated record.